Protopterus annectens (West African lungfish) is the source of this 4096-nucleotide messenger RNA. RefSeq lists its product as uncharacterized. Bases 388 to 2421 code for a protein of 677 amino acids. NCBI's taxonomy places the organism in Eukaryota, Metazoa, Chordata, Ceratodontiformes, Protopteridae. The record is from RefSeq and is a predicted model, not a curated record. The transcript is spliced from 8 exons.
CAUAAGUUAGUGCUGGCUCGUAGCCAUACAGCUGAGAGAGAGAGAGACAAUGUGUGGCAACAGCUCUACAUUGCUGAGUUCGUAGGAACUGCUCAACCAAACACAAGACGUUGUCUUCCUUAGCUCAAGAGGGCUUGAAACUGGAAGACUGAAAACUUGUGGAAAAUGAUGUUGCUGACAGUUCUGCUUGUUUAUCUCAGACCACAGUACUGACUGAAAAUGCUGACAAGACAUUCAUGUCCGCUUGCCUUAUAGAAGACAACCACAGGAAUAAGAAAGGCACUGAUUAUGAAGUUUAGUAUUUUUUUAUGUGCAGAAUGAAUCAGUAUGACAGAUCAGCUCGCUGUCAGUGGACGAGGCUAAGAGGCAAAAUUGAAGACUAACUAUAUGUUGGAAGCUGAAGAAAUCAUGUUUAAGUGGCACAGAUCGUUUAGUUUCGGUACAACAUGGAAAAAAGGUAAGAAACGAACACCAUCAGCAUGCAAGGUAGUACUGACAAAUAUGAAAGUCCUAAGGAACCAUUAUCAUUCUGAACAAACGGCUGCAGAAAACUCAGGCUCUAAUGAUUCAGUUGAUGGACACAAUCUUCCACAAAUGGGAAUUUCCACAGACAGCCAGGAAGCAAAUUUUGUUGGCCAUGAAGAUCAGAGAAAGUCUAACUGCCAAACUUCGUUUUCAAAGCUUUACACAACAGACCCUCGGCACAAGCAUCAGAAAUACAAGUUUGAAACGGAGGACUCAGGAGUUGAGCUGCCCAGUGGUACAAAUUCUCCUUCAACACCAACAGUCUCAGAGAAGAGCUUUGUUGUUCACAGAAGGGACUCCUCCUGCGAUUCUGGAGUAAUGAGUGCUUCACCUUCUUCUUCUCCUGCCAUAGGUCACGUGAUUUUAAUUGAAAACUGCCCAGACACAAAAGCAUCUAAACUAAUUCAACCAUCAGAACAGCAACGACUUGCAGAAUCAGAAACAGUCCAGAGUGAUGUAGGCUGUAUCACUCACUUUGCUCAUUGUUGUAUCACAGAAAAUUUAAUGUCCUGCCUUCGAAAUUCUGCCACUAGUGAUCAGGCAGAAGCACAAAUGGACAUUAAUGUCAAUCUUACAAAUACUGACAACAAUGAAAAAACUGAAAACCACAUACCAUGUCUUAAGCGCCAAGAUGCAUUCGAUCAACAAGGAAAUACAUUAAUGAACAGUUCUGUAAAUCAUAAUGAAAACCUUACUAGCAUUAAUUCUACAGACAAUCAUGUGGUCUGCCACCAAAGACAAGAUAAUAUAGAUAUGUUGGGAGAUAUAGCAAUGAACGAUUUUGUAAGUACUGCGGGAAAUGUGAAUGAUAGUCACUGUAUCGAUUACUCCACAUCCAAUGUGCAAAGUUAUAAUCCCAUUAAUGAGAUAAUAAAUUCAGUGGUGGAUAGCUCUAAAAGUGUAUUCGUAAAUGUAGCCAAUUCUCAGGAUACAAAAGAUCAUGAGCCUUUGUUCCAUAAUGAAGAGAAUGCUUUCAAGCAGGCACUUACAAAAGACAAUAGUUACGCUGAUAUGACAGCUGAUGAAUUCCCUGGCAGUGAUGACAAUCUGACAGAAAAUGAAUGUGCCGGAGCAUAUGAUGACAUGAGCGAGACUGGUCUUUUAGAGCAGCCCCUGAAGAAGUAUCCCACCAGUGACAGCUUGGAUGAAUAUAUGGAUGAAUGUUGCAGGUUAAGUGAGGUAAACCAAGGAAAAGUUAAAGCCCUUGGCUCAGGUUUAGGGUACCUUGAGCACAUUUGCCAACUGAUAGAAAAAAUUGGACAGCUUCAGGAACAUAACCUUCGACUCCAGAAACAAAUCUGUACUUUGCAAAAAAACCUUAACCUAAGAGAAAUGAAAGAGGAGUACGUCUUGCAGCAGUGUUUGUGUGGAGCUGCCAGCCUACUCAACAGCUCGUACCAGGAGGCAAGGAAGCACUUCAGCUGGGGAGGCAAACCACAGGAUCCAGCUGGGCAAAAUGAAAACCUAGCCAAUGCAGAAGGGGCAAGCUUCCCUCUAAAAAUGAGAUGCAGAGGGGGCAAAGACCCAAAUCAGCUAAGAGAAGAUUCUCUUCUGCCUUCACUUCUCUCUUCACUCAGGAAGACAGCCAGUCAUCAUAAACUGGAAGAGAAUGCCAUAAGACGUUCUUGGGACAAAGCCAACAUGCAGGCUGCUGGACACAACAUUCAUCCACUACGAAGGGUUGAAAAUCAUCCAUGGGGAAGAAUGCGCGACCUAGUAAAGAAGACAAAGUUCAAGAAUCAAAACAAACUGGGUUUAUCAUCUAGUGCUUUGAAAAGGUCGUGCCCACAGCUGUACAGGCCAGAUAUUAUCUCUGCUGACUCCAGGAAGAAAGACAGGAACUCUAUGAUCAUUCUGAGACCUACCAUGAAAAAUGAGAAUUUCUGGCCACGUUAAUAUCAUCACAAGGUAGCCAGAGCUGAGCAAGCGGAAAAUCAGAAUACCAGAAGAAUUAUGGAGUCCUAUGAACAGCUGAUGUGACUUACUUCUCAGCAGUGAUCAUGAAAUAAUAAAAAGAAUAAUUAGACACUUAUUGCAAAUGAUGUAUGGGUGUACAUGUGUUAUGCAUUUGUAUAUUCGCAUGUGUUGUGCAUGUCUUUCUAUAAAAAGAACAGAAGUCAUGAUGCUGUAAGGUGAUGCCUCAUUCAAGACUAGAUUUAUUUUCUUGCGCCCAUGACAAGUCAAAGUACAGUAUGCAAGACAAUGUUUCUGAAAGCACAGCUAGCUAGUUUUGCAAUAAGACAAUAAACCUUAAUAGCAAAAGAGGCUUUAAUUAUCUAAAACAAAUCCUUAACGGGUAUAUUUUACACUACACUUAUCAGUUUUGCAUGUUCUUGUAAUGUAUAUUUAAGCAAACCUGCUAUAGGAACCAUACUUUAUUUCUACAUAUCAUCCAUUUCUAUAUUAAUUUUAUAAACAAUUUCUAAAAUUUAGUAGUUUUAUUCAGAUAAUCUGAAAGACUUUGAAAAACUCAAAAUAGGAAAGAUACACAUAUGUCAAAAAAGCAACACUAUCAAGAAACUGGAGAGACUUUGUUAUAUAUAAUUACGUAUAUAUAUAUUUAUUAAGGUUUCUUUAAAAAGCCCAUAGAUGAGUAAACAUGGGGAAGUUUAAUGUUUAGGAUAAAAGCCUUUCAGUAUUUCCUUUACCUUAAUACCCACAUUACCACUCAUCCUUGUAGAACCAAAGGAAGAAAUGUUUUCAUCUAAAAAAUAAAUAGAACCAUCCAACAAAAAAACAACACUGGUGCUAGAAUACCACAUUUACUGGUAACUCCACCCAUACAAAAUACAAACAUCAGUACAGAACAAAUGUGUUUGAGACUGCAGCACACAGUACUUUCUCUCUCUGAUUUAGCUGUCAUGCCAUCUGUUGACAAUGAGGUGCAGAGAUGAUGUGGGCACUGGGUACAGGAGAGUACUGAAGGGUUGUACCCUAAAUGCAAUAUUUUCUUAAUUAAGUUUUGUUUUUAAUUUCAAAUAAAUACUGAGAUAAAAUAUUUAAUCUCCUUGAAAUAAUGUUUUAUAAGCAAUCAUAAUAUUUGAUAUUUUUAUUGCCAUAAGCAUAUCUCAUGAUGGGUACACCCAUUGUGUAGUAACUGCAUAAAUGCACAUAUAAGAAUGUGCAUAUAUAUGGUUCUAGUAUGUAUGAUCGACAUAGUUAAUGUUGAACCACAAACAUCAACAGCAUAUGUUCAACAAUACAUAAUAUCAAACAAAAAAGAUCGAAAAACAAACACUAUUUUCUUUCCCGAUCUAAACACUAAAAAAAACCCAAAACACUAGCCUAAAUUUGUCUGAACAAUGGCAGUGUUACAGGAAGGCUUUUAUUAAGAUAAGGUAUAUGGUUAGGGUUGGGGGAAGGAGCAGCGUUAGGGUUAGCACUCUACCUAGGUGGGCAGGGGGGUUAAUGGGUACUAACACUAAUGAUACCUCUUUCCCAACCCUAACGCUACACCUUACCUGAAUAGAAACCUUCCUGUAACACUGCUACUACACAAGACACACUUGCACACACAAACAUGCACAAACACAUGCUAAUAACAACACUACGGCUGUCCCCCUCACAUACA